Molecule: messenger RNA, 2217 nt
Organism: Chrysochloris asiatica (Cape golden mole)
Lineage: Eukaryota; Metazoa; Chordata; Mammalia; Afrosoricida; Chrysochloridae
Gene: CENPI
Product: centromere protein I
Exons: 19
Coding region: 1-2217 (738 amino acids)
Cellular component (GO): kinetochore
Source: RefSeq, a predicted model, not a curated record
AUGUCUACACAAAAAGGUGUUAAGAACUCACGGGCACGUAAGAGGACUUCUUGUGGUAAUGUGACAUACCAAAUAAAAGAGAAGCCAAGCUACUCAGGGAGGAUCUCCAAACAUGGACGGAGCAAUCCAGAAGCUUAUGAACAUGCAAAAGACGCUCUGCAAGAAGCAUUGAAAUUCUUUGAGAAAGGUCCCAUUAGAACUUCACGGAUUAAAAAUAAAAGCAUGGAAAAACACUUGAAAAUCAUGGAAAAAGUGGCUUGGAUAGAUGGCUUAGCUCCAGAAGAAAUUGAUGUUCUAUUAAAUGUGGCACUCAGUGGCAAAUUUGGGAAUGCUGUAAACACUCGGAUAUUUAAGUGCUUGAUUCCAGCAACUGUAAUAUCAGGAGAUUCUGUGGUUAAGGCUGUAUCUUGGCUUUGUGUCGGCAAGUGUUCUGGUACCAUCAAGGUACUUUUCUUGCGUUGGCUAGUUGCAAUGUUUGACUUCAUUAAUGAAAAAGACCAAGUUAACUUGCUCUAUGGCUUCUUUUUUGCUUUACUGCAAGAUGAUGCACUGUGCCCUUACGCCUGCCAUUUGUUAUAUUUGCUAACCAAAAAAGAGAAUGUCAAACCAUUUCGUGUGAGAAAACUACUUGACCUUCAGACCAAGAUGGGUACACAGUGUCAUCUCCAAGCUUUGUUGUCUCUGUAUAAGUUCUUUGUUCCUACUUUGAUUUCUGUGUCCUUGCCUAUAAGGAGGAAGAUCUAUUUUAAGAAUUCAGGGAAUUUAUGGCAGGCGGCUCUGAUUGCUGUGAGGCAAAGGAACACGGAACCUUCUCCACUCUCUCUAAAGUUGCCAUUAGGGUCGGCUAAAGUACGUUCUUUGAAAAGAAAAUGGAAUUCUGACUCAAUUAUACCAAUGCCAAACUCCAGUAGCUAUGAUAAAGAAUGUGGAAAAAAAGAAAUAAGUCUUUCUGAUUUACUCAGUAACAGUGGAUCGUUUCCAGUAGAACAGCUUCAUAAUUUACCUCAACUCUUAGAAAACAUCCAUUGCUUAGAGCUGCCUAGUCAGAUGGGCUCCAUACUGAACAAUUCACUGUUACUUCACUAUAUUAACUGUAUCAGAGAUGAGUCAGUUUUACUGAGAUUCUAUCACUGGUUGAGUCAACUAUUACAAGAAGAAUGUCUUUGGUACAAGGUGAAUAAUUAUGAAUGGAAAAAACAAUUUACCAGCUUACUGGACUCUGUCAUCAAGGCACAGUGCUUUUUGCAAGAGGGGUUUUAUUCCUGUGAAACAUUCCUAUAUAAGAGUCUUCCUCUCUGGGAUGGCCUCUGUUGUCGGUCACAGUUCCUUCAACUUGUGAGCUGGAUUCCUUUUAGUAACUUCUCUGAGUUGAAACCACUUGUUUUUGAUCAUCUAGCAAGUCUCUUCUUUACAUCGACUAUUUAUUUCAAGUGUAGUCUUCUUCAGUGUCUGAGAGAGCUACUACAGAAUUGGCUGCUGCAACUUUCUAUGGACAUCCACAUGAAACCUAUGUUGAGCAGUCCUCUAAAGACAACUUUAGGUGAAUCCAUGAAGUCUGUGUCUAAACUGAUUCACUAUGUAAGCUGGCUGUCCACUAAUGGAUUGCGCUUGGAGAACAAUAGUAUUUUCUUGCUGCACUUCAUUUUGGAUUUCUAUGAGAAGGUAUGUGACAUAUGUAUAAAUUAUAACCUCCCAUUAGUGGUGCUGGUUUCCCCUGGAGUCUUCUAUCCUGCACUCUUUAGCCUGGAUUCCAGUAUUCUGAACCAGCUCUGUUACAUUAUGCACAGGUAUCGUAAAAAUUUGACUGCUGCAAAGAAAAACGAGUUAGUAAAGAAGGCAAAAUCCCAGUUCAAUUUUAGCAAUAAGAUCUAUCGCGAAUUUAACCACUAUCUGACAGCCAUGAUUGGUUGUCUGUGGACAUCUAAAUCCUUCCAGAAAUGUUUCUACCAUGAUAUAAUAGAUCUUGAUGCCAGACUCCUAGAAGAAGCUGGAAUAACAGAGUAUAGAAGCAGUUUAAAUUUAGUCCAUCACCCUGCUCUAUUCAGUUAUGCAGUUUCCUUUCUGCUACAGGAAUGGCCAGAAGCAAGGACCAUAAAAUUGAGCGCUAUUCGGGGAAAGAAAUGGAACUGGUACUUGGACUAUUUGUUUUCAGAAGGAUUACAAGGCCUGAAAAUUUUCUUAAGACAUAGUAUUCAUCAUUCUGCCUCUGACGAAUAA